CGGGAGGGGAAGUGCAUAAUCAGUCACGAACUUGAAGCCAUUCUAACCACAUCGUUUCUGUGCUUUACGACGAAGCGGAAUUUGUUAAGCGAGUAAGCCUGUUUGAACGGAUGAUUAAGAAAACUGGUUUUUGGUGAUUAUUAAUUAGUGAUCGGUUUCGGUCGAACGGUUUCGAGUUUAAACCGGUGUGCAGGUGAAAGCAAAAGAGACAUUUUACUACGAAGAUUAAAACCGUAAUUCAAUGAGUGGAACAAACAAUUAAGCUUUGGCAAAAGACAAUCUACAGUUUUAAAAGAGAAGAUUUAGUGCAGUGAACUAUGGUAAACAUUGAUCCAACAGCUAUGAAUGGACAAACGAUGUUUAGUAUGGCCCGUGCGCCUCUGAAAUCGAGCUUUUCGAUUAAUUCAAUUCUGCCGGAAACCGCGAUGACGACUUCACCGACACACACUCCGUCGCCGUCGCCUCAUUCGUGCCAUUCGCCAAUCGGAUCAGAGGAGCAGGAUCAUGAUCUAACCGAUACGGAAUCAGACUUGGAUGUAACGGGAACGCCACCUCCAAUGGAUUGUAGCAAUAAGGAAAAAUCAGAUGAAAAUGAAGAUGGUGCAUCAAGCCCCAAGGAUGGUGAAAACAAGGGCAAGGAAAAACCCCCGUACAGUUAUAAUGCGCUAAUUAUGAUGGCUAUUCGGGAUAGUGCCGAUAGGCGUCUCACAUUGAAUGGAAUCUACGAGUAUAUUACGCGAAAUUUUCCAUUCUACCGGGAUAACAAACAAGGUUGGCAAAACUCAAUUCGACACAAUCUUAGUUUGAAUAAGUGCUUUGUGAAAGUGCCUCGCCACUACGACGACCCCGGCAAGGGUAACUACUGGAUGUUGGAUGCUUCAGCAGAAGAUGUAUUUAUCGGUGGAUCCACUGGAAAACUCCGUCGUCGCUCAACCGCCGCUUCUCGAAGCCGUCUAGCUGCCUUCAAGCGGUCACUCGUUGGACCAAUGUUCCCAACUCUGGGUUACCCUCAGUUCAAUCAGUUUAUGUAUCCAUCACCCGCCCAAGCGCAAACUGCACUGCUAGCACAAAUGUACUCAAGGUAUGCCCCUUACGCUCCAAGCAUAGCACCGAAGCCCACCCUGCCACUACCGCUAUCACUCCCCGUCGGUGCACCGGGAUUCGGAAUGGAUCGACUGUUAGCCGCCGGUGUUGCUCCUCAACUUACACAUCAAGGUAUUGCGCAGCAUCAGCAAGCGCAGGCCGAACUAUACCAAAGACUGCAGUAUCAGCAACUUCUCCAGCAUCAUGCCGCCCAAGCGCAAGCUCAGGCCGCUCACAUGCAGCAGCUUAGUCCUACGGAAAACCACCAGCAGCACUCACCUACCCUGCCCAACCAGCCUCCAUCAGGAUCCAGCUUAUCCCACCAACCGCAAGGAUCGCCGACGGGACCAACCAUUUUCAAGCCAAUCCCAAGGCACAGCUGAGAAUCUCCCCAACUUGCCGUGUCGAUUCCUGUCGACCAAGCAGAAACCAUCUAGUGCAAAUAUUUAUUUAUUAGCUAAAUUCAAGAGUCUACUUAGAGUUCUGCUGCAGACGCAAAGAUGGCAAACGCCACACCAGUGAUAUCUAAAGAAGAGAUUGUAGGAGAUUCAACUUUCCGACACUCGGCUGAGGCUCCUUUGGAGCCAUUCAACUGAAGCAUAGAAAGCUUGGAACGUGCUAUAAUAUAGUGACUUAAGUUGGUCUCAUAACGAGCAUUGAGUUUUUUUCCAUGAAAAAUGCACCUGUUAAGUAACUGUGACUGUCUCUGUUUCAAUUCGCCAAUUGUUUAAUGAAUUGCUCUUUGCUACAAUUGGAAAAUCGAUCCAAACACGAAACGCUGUAAAUAUAAAUUUGUAAAUUCCUUGUAAACGAAAAGUAUUAGCAAUUUUUAUUAGCUGUUAAGCAUCCAUUAGAAUACUUAUAUGAAAAUUAUAUUUUCCCGAAAAGUCGAAAAAAUCAUAAAAAAUACAACAAAACCUGAAUCUGAAAAACAA
Messenger RNA from Armigeres subalbatus, 2018 nucleotides. Its product is annotated as fork head domain transcription factor slp2-like. Gene Ontology annotation, biological process: regulation of transcription by RNA polymerase II. Gene Ontology annotation, cellular component: nucleus. The transcript has a single exon. Gene Ontology annotation, molecular function: DNA-binding transcription factor activity; sequence-specific double-stranded DNA binding. Bases 318 to 1466 code for a protein of 382 amino acids. Lineage: Eukaryota; Metazoa; Arthropoda; Insecta; Diptera; Culicidae. The record is from RefSeq and is a predicted model, not a curated record.